AUGUGCUACAAAAUUGCGGAAGAUCCAAAGAGAGUCAGGUACCCGACUUUAAACCAAGACAGAUGUCUACCGACAUUUGACGCGAGUUGUCUACAUAACGUUGAAGUUAUCGUGCUGAGAGUCUCCACGGUCAGAUUCAAACAACAUGAGUUUGCUUACAGAACGAUCGACUACCCUAUCUAUGAGCCUGAAGACACGAAUAAUAUCCUGAAUGAGAUCGAUGCCCUUACACAACUCCGCAGACAGCCAAAUAUGGCGCAACUAGUCGGCCUAGUUAUAUCGGGGAACCCGUAUAAGACUUGCCCGUCAACUGAUAUGCCGGUGAUUAUGGGACUCCUUCUUGAAUACUAUCCGAGGGUCACUUCAGCAAAUCAUCGAGGAGGCUGA
Molecule: messenger RNA, 387 nt
Organism: Penicillium egyptiacum
Lineage: Eukaryota; Fungi; Ascomycota; Eurotiomycetes; Eurotiales; Aspergillaceae
Source: the annotation of a GenBank genome assembly